GUCUUGAUGUUUAAGCAUUUUUGUGCUGAAUGUCAGUGUUUUGGAGGUUCUUACAGACACAAGAUGCCCAAUGACUUCCUGAGGUGAACUUGGGCAUAGAGGAAUCACCAGCCUAAGGUGCUCUCAUCUUCUUUUUUCUCCCCAAACCAGGAUUUUUCAUUCCUGUGGUGUGUCUGGAUGGAGGAGGAGGAAAAGCCCUGGAGAUUCCGUACAAGGAGGGGCUGCAAACCCAGCCCAGGGAGCUGCGGGGAGCAAAGAGCCCCCCUGAGCCAGGAAGGCGGCCGGAGAUCCAGGCAGCGCUUGGAGCUGGUGGAGAAGCCUCAUGGCAGGGAGAAGCCCCACAAGUGCUUGGAAUGUGGGAAGGGCUUCAGUCGUAGCGUUCACCUGAUCCAACACCAGGUGAUCCACACUGGGGAACGGCCCUACGAGUGUGGGAAAUGUGGGAAGCGUUUCAGCUGGAGCUCCAGCCUGAGGCAGCACCAGGUGAUCCACACUAGGGAACGGCCCUAUGAGUGUGGGGAAUGUGGGAAGACCUUCAGCCUCAACUGCAUCCUGAUCCAACACCAGAGGAUCCACACUGGGGAAAAGCCCUUUGAGUGUGGGGAAUGUGGGAAGAGCUUCAGGCAGAGGGGCCACCUGAUGCAACACCAGAUGAUCCACACCGGGGACCGGCCUUAUGAGUGUGGGGAAUGUGGGAUGAGCUUCAGCCAGAAGGGGAGCCUGAUGCAACACCAGAGGAUCCACACGGGGGAAAAGCCCUAUGAGUGUGGGGAAUGUGGGAAGAGCUUCAGGUGCAGCUCUGGCCUGACAAAACACCACAAAUUCCACACUGGGGAAAAGCCCCAUGAGUGUGGGGUGUGUGGGAAAAGGUUCAGCAUGAAGUGCCAGCUGAUGGUACACCAGAAGAUCCACUCUGGGGAAAAGUUCCCCCCAGCUGAUCCCAGUGUGUCCCCGCUCUCUCCCAGUGCCCAUCCCACCGUGUCCAUCUCGCUGGUGCCCUCGAGCUCCCAGCCCGGCCCCGGCUGCCUGCUCUGCUCCGUGAUGGAUUUCUACCCUGCCCACAUCCAGCUGAGGUGGUUCCAGGGCCAGCAGGAGCUCUCUGUGGUGGCCACCGAUGUGGUUCCCAGUGGGGACUGGACCCACCAGCUCCUGGUGCUGCUGGAAACUGCCCCCAGUGCCGGGUCACCUGCAGCUGCCAGGUGGAGCACGUCAGCCUGGAGCAUCCCCUGA
Molecule: messenger RNA, 1230 nt
Organism: Pyrgilauda ruficollis (rufous-necked snowfinch)
Lineage: Eukaryota; Metazoa; Chordata; Aves; Passeriformes; Passeridae
Product: zinc finger protein 391-like
Exons: 2
Coding region: 178-1230 (350 amino acids)
Biological process (GO): regulation of transcription by RNA polymerase II
Cellular component (GO): chromosome
Molecular function (GO): chromatin insulator sequence binding
Source: RefSeq, a predicted model, not a curated record